AGGGGGGCAACAACGCUGGGCACACAGUCGUGGUGGAUGGCAAGGAGUAUGACUUUCACCUGCUACCCAGCGGUAUCAUCAACACCAAGGCCGUGUCAUUCAUUGGCAAUGGUGUGGUCAUCCACUUGCCAGGCUUGUUUGAAGAGGCAGAGAAGAACGAAAAGAAAGGCCUGAAGGACUGGGAGAAGCGGCUCAUCAUCUCUGAUCGGGCCCACCUUGUCUUUGACUUCCACCAGGCAGUGGAUGGGCUGCAGGAAGUCCAGCGUCAGGCACAAGAGGGGAAGAACAUUGGCACCACCAAGAAGGGAAUUGGACCAACGUACUCCUCCAAAGCUGCCCGGACAGGCCUCCGUAUCUGCGACCUCCUGUCGGAUUUUGAUGAGUUUUCCGCCAGAUUCAAGAACCUGGCCCUCCAGCACCAGUCCAUGUUCCCCACCCUGGAAAUAGAUGUGGAAGGUCAACUCAAAAAGCUCAAGGGCUUUGCUGAGCGGAUCAGACCCAUGGUUCGAGAUGGUGUCUACUUCAUGUAUGAGGCACUCCAUGGCCCCCCCAAGAAGAUCCUGGUAGAAGGUGCCAACGCAGCCCUCCUUGACAUUGAUUUCGGGACCUACCCCUUUGUGACUUCCUCCAACUGCACCGUGGGUGGCGUGUGCACAGGCCUGGGCAUCCCACCUCAGAACAUAGGUGACGUGUAUGGUGUGGUAAAGGCCUACACCACCCGUGUGGGCAUUGGGGCCUUCCCCACGGAGCAGAUCAACGAAAUUGGAGAUCUGCUACAGAACCGCGGCCAUGAGUGGGGGGUGACCACAGGCAGGAAGAGACGCUGCGGGUGGCUGGACCUGAUGAUCCUGAGAUACGCUCACAUGGUCAAUGGCUUCACCGCGCUGGCCUUGACCAAGCUGGACAUUCUAGAUGUCCUGAGCGAGAUUAAAGUUGGCAUCUCCUACAAGCUCAACGGGAAGAGGAUUCCUUAUUUCCCUGCUAACCAGGAGAUACUGCAGAAGGUGGAGGUAGAGUACGAAACACUGCCUGGAUGGAAAGCAGAUACCACUGGUGCCAGGAAGUGGGAAGACCUUCCCCCGCAGGCCCAGAGCUAUGUGCGGUUUGUGGAGAAUCACUUGGGUGUGGCAGUCAAAUGGGUUGGCGUUGGGAAGUCCAGAGAGUCCAUGAUCCAGCUGUUUUAGACGCCAAGCAGAAGCCAGCAGGCCACACCAUGGCCCGCUGCCACGAGUGAGCAGCUGCAGCCAAGAUCCUCAGUGGU
Messenger RNA from Cricetulus griseus (Chinese hamster), 1261 nucleotides. RefSeq names its product adenylosuccinate synthase 1 (gene Adss1). Lineage: Eukaryota; Metazoa; Chordata; Mammalia; Rodentia; Cricetidae. Gene Ontology annotation, cellular component: cytoplasm. The record is from RefSeq and is marked provisional. Gene Ontology annotation, biological process: 'de novo' AMP biosynthetic process; IMP metabolic process. Gene Ontology annotation, molecular function: adenylosuccinate synthase activity; GTP binding.